ACCAGACAUAUGAUAUUUUUUAGAAAUGUAUUAAGUAUUAAUAAAAAUGCUAAAAUACAACACAAACAACAACGGGUGAAUUUAGCGAAAAAAAAUUGAAACAGCGGUUUCUUGGUUUCCAAAACUACAUGGACCAGAAUGCAACGCGUCGCAUUACGUCACUCUUCGCCGCAUUGGCCCGCCGCCAGACCGCCGGACAGCUGAGGACCCAAAAGACGUGACAUUCUCAUUUAUUGACCCAAAUCUCCCCGUGGUUGCUUCGCGCAAUGGCCAAGACGUACGAUUACCUCUUUAAGCUGUUGCUUAUCGGCGACAGCGGCGUGGGCAAGACGUGUCUGCUCUUUCGAUUCAGCGAAGACUCCUUUAAUACCACCUUCAUAUCCACCAUAGGCAUAGACUUCAAAAUCAGAACGAUUGAGCUGGACGGAAAGAGAGUCAAACUUCAAAUCUGGGACACUGCAGGCCAAGAGCGCUUUCGCACCAUCACAACAGCUUACUACAGAGGAGCCAUGGGAAUCAUGCUGGUCUACGACAUUUCCAACGAGAAGUCGUUUGAAAACAUUAAAAACUGGAUCAGGAAUAUUGAAGAGCAUGCCUCAUCGGACGUCGAGAAGAUGGUCCUGGGUAACAAAUGUGACAUGAGUGACAGGCGGCAGGUGUCCAAAGACAGGGGUGAAAAACUGGCUAUUGAUUACGGCGUCAAGUUCCUGGAGACCAGCGCAAAGUCAAGUCUAAAUGUCGAAGAGGCGUUUUAUACCAUGGGAAGAGACAUCUUGCACAAUCUGAGCUCAAAGACACCUGACAACACUGCUGCAGGAGCCAGCAAAGCAGUCAAGAUCACCGAGAAGAAAUCCAAGAGGAUUAAAUUCCUCAAGUGUUCGCUCAUCUAGAGCCCGCCGUGCACACACCCCAGAGUGACUUUGCUCAUUUUGAGGCGGCUCCUGAUUUCAUGUGACUUUUGAGCGAGGGCUUCUUGCUUUUGCGGGCUGACCUCGGCCCCAGCGUGAGCUGACGGGUUUCCACUCAAGGCCUCGUCCGACUGAAGACGUGCAACCGGGGCUUGAACCCCGUGACGGUUGUCCACGGCUUGUUUGUAGCCGGACGCCUGUGAGGAGUCUUGUUUUUUGUUUUGCCGUAACCUCAGUUAUUGAACUCGAGCAAUCCAUGGUUUUCGUACAAUAACAAACGCCUCACUUUUUUUUUUUUUAGCACUUUGUAGCACUACUUUUAUACCUUGUGCCAUAUUGACCACGAGGAUGCUGUGCGACAUGCAUAUCGAGUCCCAGCAAUGAAUGUAUUUGUGUGUGUGUGUGUGUAAAAUUAAUGGGUCAUUUUCAUUUAUUUUGAUCAAUAACGGUAAAGACACUGGCCAAAAACAAAAAAAUUAGCCAUUUUUGUCAUGCUGCCUUCGUUAUGCUUUAAAAACAUUUCGAAUUAACCUCUUAAGCAUUCGCAGUAGUAGUCACUGUUGUCCCUUUGUAUGAUACAAAAAUAAUAGUUAAGACGUGCUUAAAUUUCUGACAACUUAUUGCAAUAUAUUAGAAAUAACAUUUUGCUGUCUGCUAUGAUGGCGCGUCAGCGUACAGCUCCCUCUGGUGGAGACGGACAUAACCUACCGUCGAAUGUGAACGCUGAACACAAAGAUGCAUUUGUUAACUUUCAUGGAAAAUCAUAUUCAGAAAAUAUUUCUUUGGGACACACAAUGGAGAUAUUUUCACAUCACAAGUUUGCAAAAUAUAAAACUGCCAACUAUUCCAUCAGUAAAGUUCAUUUUCAAAAAUAAAUUCGGUGAAGCAUGUCUUUACUGUUACUAAUCAAAUGACCCAUAUUAAGACCUGAAGGCAUUAGUCAUACAAACUCCAAUUUACUGUGUGUGUAUAUAUUUUUUUUAUUACUGACAUGAUUGAAGAGUUCCUCCGACAAGAUGCAGUGAAUCCACGUUGUAAUGCCAUUGUCAGUAUUUGCAUGAGCGCCGUCGCAGUAUUAAGCACAUUGUACACUUCCUAAAGAGACGACGGCUCCGUCUGUAUAUGAAAGUGAUUGUUGAGUACACGUUGAGAAAGUUUCACGUCACCCGUGCAAUAUGUGUGGACAUUCUGCUAGUGUUCUUCACAUUAAAAAGACUUGAAAGGGCA
This is a messenger RNA of Hippocampus comes (tiger tail seahorse), 2135 nucleotides long. RefSeq names its product ras-related protein Rab-8B. Bases 267 to 890 code for a protein of 207 amino acids. Gene Ontology annotation, molecular function: GTPase activity; GTP binding. The transcript has 8 exons. The record is from RefSeq and is a predicted model, not a curated record. Lineage: Eukaryota; Metazoa; Chordata; Actinopteri; Syngnathiformes; Syngnathidae.